Cotesia glomerata is the source of this 1664-nucleotide messenger RNA. RefSeq names its product PRKC apoptosis WT1 regulator protein-like. NCBI's taxonomy places the organism in Eukaryota, Metazoa, Arthropoda, Insecta, Hymenoptera, Braconidae. Bases 525 to 1436 code for a protein of 303 amino acids. The transcript has 9 exons. Gene Ontology annotation, biological process: apoptotic process; positive regulation of apoptotic process. Gene Ontology annotation, cellular component: cytoplasm. The record is from RefSeq and is a predicted model, not a curated record.
CUUUUGUUACUCAUAGAAUAAAAUCGAGGGUUAAAAUCGGAAUUGCAAGUGCAUAACUCAGGUUGUCAGUGUCAACUUAAAUCAAAUAAGUGUCUUUAAUAAAAAUCCAGCCUCUAUUUAAGAUUAACUCUUAAAAAACUAUAAAAAAAAAUUAUUUCAACAUAUUUAUAAAUCUAAAAUCUAAAAUCUAAUCCAGUACUUUGACGUUUAGUCAUGUUGUCGUCAUCCGUGUUUCCGAUAAGGAUGAUAACAAAACUCUAUUGAUUAUUAAUCAUCACAAUUUAAAAUAACAAUUGAUAAUUAAAAUAUUAUUUUAAAUAAGAUAGCACUUGUGGAAUAUAAAUUUAAUUUUAAGUCCUGAAUUAUUUUAUUAACAUUUGGAUUACCGUUUGGAUUUUUCUUUGUGCUCGGCGACUGGUUUAAAAAGGAUAAAAAAAAUAAGGAGAUUUAUUCUUUAAAAGGCAGUUACAAAAAUAGUGUUUUAGCACAUCAUCAUCAUCGUCACUAUUAAAUCAUUUAUUCAGAUGUCCAGAUAUUUUUUUGACAUAACCGGGAUGGCGUCAAGUUCAGUAAGCCAAGAAGACUUUGACAACGAUUAUGAAUUGACGUCACGUCGCCCAAGAAUCAGGACAGCUAGAGCACGUGCCAUUCCACCUGCAAGAGCGACUGCUGUGUCAACUUCUUCUACCGCUAAUGAAAUCAUAACCUUAAAUUUCCAAAAAAACCCAGUAGACGACGAACCAGGAAUUUGUGACUCUGGAUCAACAAUUAUGCCAGGUGAUCAUGACACACAGCAAAAUAACAAGCCUAUAAUGCGCAAACAAGACAAACGAAUUACUAACCGGCCGAUUCAUAUCAACAAAGGAAAGCAACAACGGGAUAGGCGAAAACUACGCGAAAAGCGGCGAAGUACCGGCGUCGUCCACUUGCCGUCAACAGAGAGUACUGGAGGUAGUACUGGAGAAGAUGAGGAAGAGCUUGUUGGCACAUGUGUCGAAACUAAAAACAAUACCCAGCAUAAUGAAUUUCUUGAACAUGAACUUGUUGAAGAAAGAACAGCUAAAGUUUACACACAACGAAGAAAUAAAAGUCAUUCGGAUCUUGAAGCUGAUGAUGAAGAAUUUGACUCACUAAACCAGUCUGACAGCGUUAAUCAAUCAGACCACGGUCACCACAGUCAUCAUGCAAAUCAAUUAAAUUCUAUGAAUCGUGAUCAUAUACCAACACCUACUGAUGACAAUCCUCAAGACUUACUAGAACGUGCACAAAAAGAAAACAGACGGCUCAUAACGCUCCUGGAGAACCAAGACCAGAAAAUAAUGGCCCUGGAAGCUCAACUUCUUCAGCAGCAACGCGAAAUGGCGAUCGAGCGCGACAGACUGCGCGACGAGAACGCAGCGCUCAUUCGCGCAAUGGCCGCUCUGGCUAGUAAUUAAUUUUUUUUAAACAUAUAUUUCGCCUAAAUUUUUAUCAACUAUCGACUACAUUCAACGUAAUUGUAAUUAGUUACUUACUUACUUAUUUUAGAAUAAUUUCCUAGAUUUUAUUAUUUUUUGAUUCUUCUUUUGUACUCUAGCUUAAUUAUAUAUUCUUAUAUUUCGAUAAAUAUGCUUAUAGAUAUGUUAUGUUAGUAUUCAUAAAUAAAUAAAUAAAAUUUAAUUGUA